Messenger RNA from Guillardia theta CCMP2712, 2850 nucleotides. RefSeq lists its product as hypothetical. Bases 1 to 2850 code for a protein of 949 amino acids. NCBI's taxonomy places the organism in Eukaryota, Cryptophyceae, Pyrenomonadales, Geminigeraceae. The record is from RefSeq and is a predicted model, not a curated record. The transcript has 26 exons.
AUGGGACUAGCGUGUGCCCUGAUAGCCAACUUUGUGCAUCCUUGCAUCUCCCAGGGAAUCUGGACUGAUGUUGUGAUGCCGGACUUGGUGGACGCAGUUCCCAGCUUCAAUGCAUUUUAUCCGCACCUAUCACAAUCAUCGGAUCAGGCUUCGUCUCCAGAGCUGGAGACUACGAGUGCACAUUUCGAACAGACUUCACCAUCUGCUCCUCCUUCUCAACAACUCCUGCAACCUUCUGCAACGAGCCAGAGCCCUUCGUGGAACCUUCCUGGCAUGCAGAUGAGCUUUGAAGUGCGCAAGGCAGGCAUUCCCCUCUACAAGGAUGACUUCUUCGAGCUCGUCUCCGCAUACGCUUUCAUAAACUCCACCAUCCCUUCCAUCGCCGGGGCCUCUGGGAAGUACAACGGAGUACAGAGGACCAUUACGUUGUCCCCUCAUGCUCCUCUCUACACCUGCCUGUUCGUGGGCCUGCAGGAGAAGAUCGAGACGCAGGCGUUGGACGUGCUCAGCGUCAACCAGGUCGUGUGCGAGAUGCCGACGUGGCGGCAUGCCCAGGGGUUCGUCGACGUUCAUCUCCUCCAUGCACAGCAGCCCGUGCGAUCGCGUGCUGUCCUCAGCUUCAUCCACGAGUGCGAGUCCAUCGAUAGGACUGAGCUUUCAGUGCUGGGAGGAGAGGUCGUCAGGAUCGCAGGACACGGCUUCAGCCCGCUGGAGCAAUACCUCUGCGAGUUUGCGGCGGAAGGGCAUGCAGUCUUGCAGGAAGCCUCCUACAUCAACCGAACGCUGCUCAGCUGCUCCAGCCCUGAGUGGACGGUCGAUUUCCCUGCUGCGUCUCUACGAGUCCUCGCCCGAUCCACUGGAGAGUAUCUGGCAGUCAACUCGAAUUCGUCCUUCCUCCUCCCCUUCACCGCUGAAGUGAUCAGCUUGUCGCCCUCCCAGGGACCAGCGGCAGGAGGAGCCUCCAUCACCCUCACAGGACGGGGGCUCUUCUCUUCGAAUGUUUUUCUUGUCAAGUUUGCCUGUGGCGACUACGAGCAGAUAGUCAGUCUGCACGGCAAGACACCUCGUGACGCCCAGCACGUCGUCCUCUCAUCGCCGGACUGGAUGGGAGAAGGAUGCACGUCGGACGUGUCGAUCGUCAUGUCUGGGAAGGAGGUGCUGUACAGGACCAACGGGAGCAAGCUCGUCUUCACUUUCCUCCCCUCGUCGAUCAGGAUGGCCAACACGACCGGGCCGCUGGGAGGAGGAUCAUACCUGUCUGUGAUCGGAAGAGCUUAUCCAUUGGGCGGAAACUUUCAGCUCGUGUUCGCCGGAACCUCAAGUGAGAUUCCUUUUUGGCCGGGAGUCGGAGUCGCAAACGUAAGCAUGCUGAUCGCAAACUCGCCUGCUUCAUCCUCCGCUUUCAUCUUCGCAGACUUUCAAUACUCUCAAGACUUCUGGGAGGUGCCGUCGACGACCUUCGGACCUGCAGGAGGGGAUUUUCAAAUCACGGUCUUCGGCAACUUUCUUGUCAACAAGUUCUACACGUUGAGGAUGAUCGGAGAGGAAGACGUCUUGACCGCCGCAGCUUCAGCCGUCUUGCCCGACCGCGUCACCUUCCACGUGCAGGACUCGAAUGGGAAGGAGAGGAACGUCAAGCUCUCAGUGGUGAGAGAUGACGUGGAGAUCGGGCUGAAGAACAAAAGGGAACAAGGCUUCUCUUUCCGAGCAAUCCUCUUCGACCAGUCCGUCUUAGCCCUCGCUGAUCAGACCAAACUUUCCCUCAGAGGGCAAAGUCUCAACACGUCGUCGACCUCUCGAUACAUCUGCAGGCACUUUGGCGUCAAUGUGCUGACAUCGGCCGCAUGCCAGUCGAUCAGCAACGUGACCGUCAUCAAUGACAACUUGAUCGAAUGCGACCUCCCACCGACCAGCGUCUGUCCCUUCUGUCAGGAGAACGUCUCUGUGUGUUAUGCAAACAACCCGUCGAUGUGUCUGCUAGCAAACUCAUCGCUCAGGACGCAAGUUCUGACUGUGGACAGAGUUGGCAUCGUUGAAAGCGCGUUACCAUCCGUGGUCUACGUGAAGGAUUUCGAGCUGGUCACCAUAACAGGAACCAGCCUCAUCUUCGGCGCUCCUUUCUGCAACGUGGAGGUCUUUUGCGACUUUCUCUCCGACCAGAUCGUCAGGUCGUUGAGGUACAACGUCAGCAGCAGCGCAGGUUGGUUGAACAUCGAUGAACGAUUUUCUUCUCCUCCUCCCUCCUGGCUCAUCGUCAACGACGAGAUUGUUUUACUCUCCAACCAGCUCCAUGCUCAAGGAAGCGUCUUGUCUCACGGAGAGAGCUGGAUCUGCAUCUCGGAGCUGCUCCAGCAAAGCAUCCCUCCUGGGGAGGUUGGGGUUGAACUUUUCUACUCCGGGCUCUCCUUCGCCUUCCAGCUGAUUGCGGGGGUGGUUGUGAUGGAUCAAGUGACGGACGUGGGGUACUGCGGGACGAACGUGACCUUGGUCUCCUCGCUCCAAGUGGACUCAACAUGGCAGCUCCCCGUCAACUUCACCAUCACGGCGGUACAGGCGAGCAGGGGGCAGAUGAGCACGAGGGCGCGGGAGCAUAUCAAGGGCGACAGCCUGUCGGCGGUCAAUGUCACGAACUCGGCACAAGUUGACAACGACAAGAUCAGGUGCGAUGCUUUCUGGUGGGACCUUGGGCGCUCGGGCAAGAUCGUCUUUGCCAAGAGCAAGUUCGUCAACGUUAGCUCGUCGAGAGGCCUCCUCAUUGAAGGAGAGUCGUUCUGCUACGCCGACGUCUCUUGUGCGUCGAACCAUUACUUCUGCCGCUUCCAGGUCCUGCGAGCUGGAACGAGAGCGUGA